CAGUAAUAGUAUUGGAGUUAAAAUCACUCAAAUCUCUUCUGUCUUUUCCCUUCCUUCUAAGUUCUAACAUGUCAAGAUGUUUAAUAGUUGUCCUCCACUUUCACAACAGUUAAAAUCCAGUUUUCUUGCUCCAGUGUUUUCAACUUCUGAGCUAUCUCUCAGCUCCAUCCCAUCCCAAGAAUUCUUUACUUCAUGCAACUUGGGAUUCCUUUUUUUUUCUUUUAUUUUGACAAAUGCAUUAAAUGGUCUAUGAAAACUUUUGACAGAAAAAAAAAAAAGCCCAGGAAAAAGAGACAAAUGAAACAGCAUUCCCAAGUUGAAAGAAAGCACUGUGCAGUGUGCCGUGUAAAUAGUUAAACGAAGAAAUCAAAAGGCACACAACAUUGUGUUAUUGUCUUUAGUGCUGCAUUUAUAUGUUUAAAAUUUUAAAAGCUUGUUGUCAGUGAAUCUUCACAUUCUUUCUCAUUUCAGCAUUCAUUUCCCUCCACAAGAACUCACCUCUCUCUCUUCCUCAUUUCCUCUACUUCAAGGGAAGAGAAAACCCAAAAGAAAAAUAGAAAAAUGAAAGCUAUCUCAGCUCCGAAGUGUCUGUUGAAAUGCCUGCUGCUGCUGCUGGUUUCAGUUGUUCAGCAUUCACAUUGCAGUGUCAGUUAUGAUAGAAAGGCUCUCAUCAUCAAUGGGCAGAGAAGAAUUCUGUUUUCUGGCUCCAUUCAUUACCCAAGAAGCACCCCUGAUAUGUGGGAAGGGCUUAUUCAGAAGGCUAAGGAUGGAGGUUUGGAUGCUAUAGACACUUAUGUAUUCUGGGACCUCCAUGAACCUUCACCUGGAACUUACAAUUUUGAGGGAAGAUAUGAUUUGGUUAGAUUCGUAAAGUUGGUCCAGAAAGCAGGGCUUUACCUACAUCUUCGCAUUGGGCCUUACAUUUGUGCAGAAUGGAAUUUUGGAGGGUUCCCCGUUUGGUUGAAGUAUGUUCCGGGCAUUAGCUUCAGAACCGACAAUCAACCUUUCAAGAUGGCAAUGCAAAGAUUUACUGAGAAAAUAGUCCAAAUGAUGAAGACUGAGAGGCUGUUUCAGUCUCAAGGAGGCCCAAUCAUUCUCUCCCAGAUCGAAAACGAGUACGGUUUAGAGAGCAGGAACUUUGGUGCCGCCGGUCAUGCAUACAUGUCUUGGGCUGCAAAAAUGGCCGUCGAUUUAGGUACCGGUGUGCCGUGGGUUAUGUGUAAAGAAGACGACGCCCCUGAUCCAGUGAUCAACACUUGCAAUGGUUUUUACUGCGACUAUUUUUCCCCAAACAAACCUUACAAGCCAACAAUGUGGACAGAAGCUUGGACUGGCUGGUUUGAAGAAUUUGGUGGGCCAAUUCAUCAUCGCCCGGUAGAAGACUUGGCAUUUGCUGUUGCUAGGUUCGUCCAGAAAGGAGGCUCCUUCAUAAACUACUAUAUGUAUCAUGGAGGAACCAAUUUUGGAAGAACUGCUGGAGGUCCCUUUAUUACCACCAGCUAUGACUAUGAUGCUCCAAUUGAUGAAUAUGGUGUACUUAGACAGCCUAAGUAUGACCAUCUAAAGGAGCUUCAUAAGGCAAUAAAGUUAUGUGAGCAUGCUUUGGUUGCCGCUGAUCCCACUGUUACUCCUUUAGGAAACUACGAGCAGGCACACGUGUUUUCUUCAAAAUCAGGGCAGUGUGCAGCAUUUUUAUCGAAUUACCACUGGGAUGCAAGUGCAAGGGUGAGGUUCAAUAACAUGUACUAUGAUCUGCCUCCCUGGUCAAUCAGCAUACUACCCGACUGCAAAAAUGUUGCUUUUAACACUGCCAUGGUUAGGUCUAAAAAGUCUUGGCCUCAAAUGCUACCUACCAAUGUGCGGAUGCUCUCAUGGGAAACGUUCAAUGAAGACGUAUCCGCCAGCGAAGUUGAUGCUAAAUUUUCAGUUCCUGGUCUUUUGGAGCAGUUAAACGUCACCAGAGAUGCUAGCGAUUAUCUAUGGUACACGACCAGCAUCGAGAUAAGUCCGACUGAAUCUUUUCUACAUGGAGGACGACGCCCAAUUCUCACCGUAGAUUCUGCAGGCCAUGUCUUGCACGUAUUCAUAAAUGGGCAACUUUCAGGAUCGGCCUUUGGGACUCAGGGGAAUAGAAAAUUCACUUUCACAAGAGCUGUCAACUUGCAUGCUGGAAUAAACAGCAUUGCUCUACUCAGUGUAGCUGUUGGAUUGCCGAACGACGGCCAUCGUUUUGAAACAUGGAGCACGGGAGUCCUCGGACCAGUCGUCUUACAUGGGGUUGACCACGGAACAAGGGACUUGUCCAGGCAAAAAUGGUCAUACAAGGUUGGACUUAAAGGAGAAGCCAUGGACUUAGCUUCCCCGAGUAAAAUUUCUUCCAUUGAUUGGUCGAAAGCAUCCUUUCUAGAGAACAAGCAACAGCCACUUACAUGGUACAAGGCUUACUUCAGUGCACCACUAGGAAACGAGCCGUUGGCCUUGGACCUCAGCAGCAUGGGCAAAGGCCAAGUGUGGAUCAAUGGCCAGAGCAUCGGGAGAUACUGGACCGCUUAUGCAAAAGGCCAAUGCAACACUUGCAGCUAUGCAGGCACAUUCCGGCAGGCAAAGUGCCAAUCCGGCUGUGGAAAACCCACUCAAAGAUGGUAUCACGUUCCUCGUUCGUGGUUGAAGCCAACUGGAAAUUUGUUGAUAGUGUUCGAGGAAAUUGGUGGUGAUGCUUCAAGAAUUUCUCUGGUUCAGAGAUCUGUAACAUAUGUAUAGAGAAGUAAGAAGGCUCCCAUUUUUAGUUAGAGCCAUGUAAUGUAUGCAAGUCAAAAAGUAUGAAGAGAGAUGAGACCUUUGUUUUGUAAUCAAAGUUAAGGGUUUCUGUUGUGUUAACAUAUACGCCAUUCUUUGUAAAUUGGAUCCAUUUGAAAACAGAAGUGUUUCUUGAGGAAAUUAAGGUCCUAAUUGUUUGUAUUUUCA
Molecule: messenger RNA, 2964 nt
Organism: Sesamum indicum (sesame)
Lineage: Eukaryota; Viridiplantae; Streptophyta; Magnoliopsida; Lamiales; Pedaliaceae
Product: beta-galactosidase 3
Biological process (GO): carbohydrate metabolic process
Molecular function (GO): hydrolase activity, hydrolyzing O-glycosyl compounds
Source: RefSeq, a predicted model, not a curated record